Molecule: messenger RNA, 5903 nt
Organism: Hydractinia symbiolongicarpus
Lineage: Eukaryota; Metazoa; Cnidaria; Hydrozoa; Anthoathecata; Hydractiniidae
Product: telomere-associated protein RIF1-like
Exons: 25
Coding region: 34-5703 (1889 amino acids)
Biological process (GO): telomere maintenance
Cellular component (GO): nucleus
Source: RefSeq, a predicted model, not a curated record
UUCAAAUUUAUUUUUUGUUUUUAGAAUUAAAAAAUGACUAACUCAAGUGAUAUUUCAGAGUCCAUUGACCAUUUGAUAAAAAUUAUUUAUUCAACUGAAGUACAACCUGAGGACAAAGUGGAUUCAUAUUUAACGUUAUUUUCACAUUUCCAGACUGACAAGCACACUACUGUUAAUUGUGUCUCCAGUCAAAUCAACACAUUUUUGCCAGUUCUUCAGUCACACAUAAAGUCUUCAGGAAGGGCUAUCAUAGAAGCUGGACUAUCAGUACUUGGUCAAAUUAUGUCCAAUGAAGAUGUUCUUGGAUUUUGUAAAGAUGACAUAUUGGGUGACACAUUAAAAGAAAUCUGCAGCACAUUGAAAACAGAGCAUGAGAAAUCUGUAUACGUUCGAUGUUUCUGGUGUUUAAGUCAUCAGCGAAUAAAAGCAGAAAUUAUGUCUGAGCAUGUUGUGAAAAUUAUAUCAUUGUUUGUUGACAUGUGUACAGAGGAAAAGAAUAAAUCUGGAACUAUCUUUAAUGAAGGACUAAAGACUAUAAAAAGAUUGUGUGAACAGUGUCCAAAUGAAAUGAAAGAACAUUCGAAAUUAUGGAUUCCAAAAGUAUUUCAUCUAGCGACUAGUGCUGUUCCAAAAAACAGAGAUAUUGGUUUAGAGGUUAUCGAAGCUAGUUUAACUUUCUUGCCUUCGCAGCAGUUUGUUCAAACAUAUUUGCUGGAUCAACUAAAUCAAAGAGAAUUGAGCAAAACACUAAAGGAUUUUUUUCAUAACAACACCUGUCCUGUGCAUGUGUUAAAUCUUUGGGCUUGUAUUUUGCGAUUGAUUGGAGAGGGUUUCUUUGAAUUGGAUCCUGUAAGUGUCACCAACCCGUUGUUAAAGAUAGCUGAAAAGUCUUUUGCAUCCAAAUCACCUGAGAUUACUUUGGCUUUAAAUAAUCUUUGGAGAGCACUUAUUGAUGUUGUUUUUAUGAGGCCAGAUGAAUUUACACGAAAGAUGGAAAAAAUCUUUUUACUGCCAUUAAAGAUUCGAUACAGAAAUGAAGUUGUAGCAAAUGAAAGUUUGAAAACAAACUGGCAUCUUAUAUGUAAAAUUAACAACCAAAUAAACAAAUAUGUUGAGAAGAUGGUUAUUCCACUACUUGAUGUGUAUCUCGCUCCACCAGAUGUUUACAAGCAUCUUCCUGUUACAACAAGUGCUUUAACACCUGAACAAUCAAGCAAAACCAAGUCAACUGCUCGAUCACCUAAGUCACCACAUGUCGUCACAUCUUCAACAAAGUUACUUUCAGCUGAGAUAGUUAUUCAGUUACUAAUGGAACAAACUGAAAGAACUGGUGUUAGGGGUUUUAAAUUGGAGCACUUUCCAGGACCAAUGCUUUCUGAGGAAAACAUAUCGCUACAUUUUCAUAAAAUUUUGGGGUACAUCAUGAAUGCAACAGAGACUUGUGGUGAUAAAAAUGAAGUGAAAAUAAUCCAGCUAUGGAUGGAAUUUUUGAUUGCACUGAGAAAGUUUGUUGGACACGAAGAUACACCUAAAGCCAUGUGGUGUAAAGUUUUAAUUUCAAUUCAAGAAAUGAUUGAGCAAUCACUGUUAAGUGUGACUCUGACGUUGAAAAUAUUAGCACUUAUUCCAGAAGAAAUCCUACCUCUCACUCUACCUGAUUUACAUAACGACUCAAAUGAAGAUGGAUUGCCAUGUAUUUUUGUUGUUCAGUUAUUGCUGAGUAAAAACAUUCUUGAGAAAAGUGGUUAUGAGCAAGAGAGAUUUUUUAUUAUCUAUGAGCGAAUGCUUGGUGUUGUGUUCUCUGCAAUGUCGGACCAGUUGAAACACACACAAGUUUUGCUUUCUCUGCUGGAGAGAGCAAACAGUUUUAUUACAUUGCAAGAUAUACGUUGGAGGUUGUGGAGUACUCUGACUAUCUUAUUAAAUCGUUACGUGAAAAAGACCAAUGAUGUUAACCAAGGAAACUCAUUGAAGUACGACUUUUCAACUAUGCUGCAUGCUCUAACAUACCCAAUUAAAUCUAUCGACAUACUGCAAUUACCGGAUGGCACUAUGAAAGAGCUACUUAAGGUUUGGAAGGAAACAUAUCAGAAAUUCUGCAGAGCUGUUAACUUACUUGCUGGUGUGGAGUUAAAUGUAGGUCUGGAAGAGUUCUGUAAAGGACUGUGUGCACUGAUAGAUUAUAAGUCUUUCAAGCAUCAGAAGUCCCAUCUGCUCCUCCUUCAAAUGGUUGAUAUAGCACUUCGUUGCGCUGACUUUACAGAAAUACAACGGCAACCUUUAUCUGCUCAUAUGACGCCCUCAAAAAUGGCUAAAAAGUUUGGUAAUCCUUUGGGAAAUUUCAAUUCAUUUGUAAUAACCCUAAAGAAGUUACUACUGCAGCUUUUUGAGCAAUUAAAGAAGGAUGACAAAACCGCGGACAAGUUGUUAUUGCACUUAACAGAUGUAUUAGACUACUUUUACACAAGCGUAAUAAGUGGUACUAUUGUAUCGGAAUGCACGCACGAAUUAUCGCCAACUCUGACUGAACUAUUGUUGUACAAGUGUUCGCCCAAGUUGCACAUGAAACUAGAGAAACUAGUGUCUGUUAUAUACGACUCAUAUGAGAUUAGUACGAACAUUGUUUUUACCACUGAACUGUUAGAAAAGCUAGAAGAUUUAAUUUAUGCGUCUAUAAAGAGCGAGAGAAAGCCACUGCGGGUGAGAACGGUGAAAUUCUGGAACAAAACUUUCGGUAAAAGCGAUACUUUGAAAUAUUCGGAGAAAUUAAAACAUGCUUUAUUGAACUGUAAAACGAAAGUCGUUCUCGUUUUACCGGGUUUGCAACGUCUUUCGAAUCAGGAAGAUGUUUUGUUCGAAUCUCAAGAUGACACGGCUCAGUUUGCGCAUUUUAAAGUUGACACUUCCCCUAAGUUGAAAACAAAAUCCGUCACGUCAGCGUCACCAAUGAAGAUCCGUGGUAGUUUCCUUCACGGUGGAGGAGUUAAAAGCGACACGAAGCCAAAGUUAAACUUAUUUAAAUCGCCAGUAAAACCUGUCGUUAAUUCUCCAAUUAGUAAAUCGCCGUUCGGUGGUAAACAAGUUCGCCGUAAACUGCCGAUCAGCUUAAACGAGAAUUCUUCCGACUUUGUGGAGAUAAAAGAUUCUCCGCUAAAAAAGAAGCGUCUUUUGACGGAACAUCAGAAAGAGAUAAUGAGAGAACGUCGCGACAUGCCGAUGAUGUAUAAUAACCUCGACCAAUCGCAAGAUACGACGCUAUUUAAUAGUCUCAGUCAAGAUCAGACCACACAACUCGAUGUACCAGCUUUGGAAGGCAAAGUCAAAGAAGAGAAAACGGACGAGGUCGGGAACCAAAAGGAGAAUAGUCAAGAAGAAAUGAGUCAAUCUUUGUUAGCGGACGAUAACGAUGACGUAGUAAGAAAAUAUAAUUCUACAACGGAGAAUGAAAAUAUUACUGUUGCUGAAAACAUAGAGGAUUUGGACGUGACAGCCAGCGCGGAGGCAACUGAGGAUAUUUCACCUGACAUUGUUCCUUCCUCACAAACACAAGAAUUAACAGACACGGAUUUAAAAGCGAACAAAUCGAUUUUAACACAACUGCGUGACUCUAUGAAACAUGAAAAAACACAUUUAAAAAAAGAUGAAAAGUGCUCCAGCUCAGAUGAUAUUUGUUUAAAAGAUGUAUUUAAAUCUAGUGAAAUACUGAUAAAUUGGACGGAGAGUGCGUGUAAAAAUGUUGAUAAGGUGCUUGUAAAUGCACACACAGCACAUGAGUCUCCUCCGCUGGAUUUCAAACAAAAUAAAUCGUGCGACGAACCUGUGUCAAAAAUAAUGACCAGCUCUGUGGAGGAGAUCAGUCCUCCCAACGAAGAAACGAAAAGGUAUUCUGCAACAAAAGCGAACAAAGAUCCUGGUGAUACGAUUAAGAAUUUUCAGCAGAUGCACGUCGAAGCAAAGAUCGUAGUGCAGAAGUUACCUAAACGCGACAAAAGAAAACGCUCCAACGUUUUAGCACCUGUUAACAAAACCAAAAGACGGAAAUCAGAAGGCGAUGCUUUAAUAGGCGCAACAGAAAGCAAAGAGAAUUCCUCUCCUAAACGCGUCAUAGACGUGUUUGAUUUCAGCCAGGACGAAAAGAAUAAGAAACCGUCCCCUGUUGCUGGAAGAACACGAAGAAAAGAUAAAAAUCCAGUGAAACAUCGCCAUAGUAUAGGCAGUACGAAAGGUAAGGUAGUGGCCGAUUUUAAAACGGGGUCAGCAAGAAGGUCUGUAAUCAAGGAAAGAAAGUCGACGAUUAAAGAAGCAACCAAGUCUGCUGUUGUGGAAACUAUCGACAAAACGAUUGAAGAAAAGAGGAUAUCUGAAGUUGCAGAAGCGAGUGAAAAGGCCACGAAAGAUAAAUUGGAGCAAGUACCUAACAGAUUGUCAGAAGAAAUACAAACAUUUAAAGAAAAAGAUUUAAUAGGAAAUACUCUAAGAAAAAACACAUCUGUCGAAUUUGACUCAACUCGUGCAAGCAAAUCCGUUGAAAUAAUUAUCAAAAGCGAUACGUGUAAUAGCUUCGUGAGCGAGAAGCCUAACCUUCCUUCACUUGUAGUUAAAACGAAGAUGGAAACCUUAGCUGCGACUACUCUCACUACUAGCGCUGGAAGUCCAUCUUGGCUAUGUGAAAUACCGCAAUCGCCCGUCCUAGGUAUACUGAAAAAGAGGUUGACGAAUGGUACUAGCUCGCCUUCACCACCUAGCAAGUCAAGACGAGUUUCGUUUCAACUUCCUGAAGGUUGCAAGUUAUUAGAACAAGAAGAACUGGCCAAACCUAUCGCUGAAAACGAAGUAUCGACGAAGAAGUUCACAGUGCUAAAACGAAAGUCUCGAGAUAAAACUGUUAGUUCUGCUAAUAAAAUCGCCGUUUACCCCGAGUUGAUCAAGUGUACAGCACCAAUAGAAAAAGUCCUCCCUUCGUUAACAUUUUCUCGUGGUAUUGGCAACUUGGUCCGAGCACAAAAUAUUUUAACAGUUGGAGAUUUGAGUUCGUUGUCAGAAAGUCAAAUUGAAAAUUUGCCAUUCCGAUCACCCAAAGUAAAAACAGUUCGAAAUGCUUUGCGUAACUUUUCGUCCCAAACAUCACGUGAGAAAGCUCUUCCUAAAUCACCGUUGGUUAUUUCACAACCUGAAGACAAAAGCAUGAUGGAUUCGACCACGCCGCCAAAAGAUGAUACCCUCGCUAAAGAAGCGGCACUUCUGGCAACACCGUCACGUCAUGCCGAACUUGUUAAACCGACGUCGUUAUUUACCGAGGAAGAAGUCUUAAAAAAUACCUCAUUAUCUGAACAAGUAGCUACGAAUUCGACUGACAUUGAAGACACGGAUGUUGCUGUGAAACUACCCGAAGUUGAUGCUGUCAAAUUACUUGCAGUUGAUGCUGUCAAAUUACCCGAAGUUGAUGCGGUUAUAGAAAACCAAGACGAAACAUUCGAUUUCGGCGACGUCGCUCCGACAUCCAUACAAAACGACGUUUUACAGGAAGACGCUAGUGAUUGCGAUGAGCUAAAAAAUUGCGACGUCACGGAAACCCUUCACAGAAUAAACUUUACGGGUCUAUCAACGACUGAAAUAUUUAACAUCGUCGGAGAGUUAGAUAAACUGAAGGCUAAAGCCAUGAACGAAUUAAGGACUCGUAUGACAUCGAAGCAUUCUGUUUAAUCAUCUUAUUUUUAAUUAACCAAAUCUUUUUUUUUUUUAUAUUUUCUGAUCAUUUUAAUAAGACAUCGAUGCACAAAAUCUUGUGCUUAUUUUAAACCAGCUAACCAAAAGAAAUACAUCAUGGUUUGGAUCCGGGAUGUAUUAACAAUACGAUUUUAAUAUGUACAAGUAUAAAUACCUUUUAAAAAUAUUUUAUUUCA